Fusarium fujikuroi IMI 58289 is the source of this 1242-nucleotide messenger RNA. RefSeq lists its product as uncharacterized. The record is from RefSeq and is a predicted model, not a curated record. Bases 1 to 1242 code for a protein of 413 amino acids. The transcript has a single exon. NCBI's taxonomy places the organism in Eukaryota, Fungi, Ascomycota, Sordariomycetes, Hypocreales, Nectriaceae.
AUGCUAAUUUGUAUUCCCUUUCUAGUACCCAACGAAGACAUAUUCUUAGACCGAUUCCUGAUCGACUUAAAAGACAAUGGCUUCUCAACGCAGGCUGCAUCACUAAAUGGUGUGAUCUUACAAGGAGGCAAACUCUCUCAACGGCCAGAUACACCGAUCUUCAUUUCACGAAAUCAAAAAAAUAGGAGUGGAUUGUCUUCGGAGGGUCUCCGACUUCCUCCCAGCGUAUCCAGCAAUCAAUUUCUCAAGGACGAAGAGAAGCAGAGUCCGCAGUUUCCAUCUCGUAGCUCAACCCCUAGCAAAAGGAGACGUACAGCUGGACUCAGCGAUGAUCUUUAUGACCUUGAUGAAGAUGGUGAUAACAGCCCCAAUGAGAUUGUCAAGAGAUUCGCUUGCCCUUACUUCCGAAAGAAUCCAGAGCGUCACCUCGAAUGCAUCAACCUCAAAAUGGUCCGCAUCUCCGACGUAAAGCAGCAUUUAAAGCGAAGACACACAGCGCGUUACCACUGCCCAAUAUGCUGUGAGGGAUUCUCAUCCCUGAACCUGCAAGGAAAUCAUAUCUUGCAACAAACCUGUGUACAAGGAUCUGGCGCAAACUGGGACAGUGUUUCCCCGGCUUCUCAGAAGGCCCUUCAGGCUCGCUUUGGGAAAACCCUUUCGCCAGAGGCACAGUGGUAUGGGAUCUGGACGAUACUGUUUGGAGAACGCCGGCCUAUGCCAAAUCCACAUCUGGACGGCGUCGUGAAAGAGGUUAUAGGGAUUCUGCGCGGGAUUUGGCUCGAUGAGGGCAGACGACUGAUUUCUGAGUUUGUUGAAGCAAAAGACCAGCCAACCAGUUAUAAUGAUCAACUGUACCAAUUGCUUGCGGGGGUUCUGGAUGAAGUUGAGGCUCGCUUUGAGCAAGAGUCGUCUGAGAAGAUCUCCAGCAAAACAUCUGUUGUUUCUGAACCAAGCCCUGAGGAAUCUGCGGGAGUGCAGUUGGACACUGUUUCGCGUUAUAUCACGGAAGGACCUGACAGCCAGUCGCUUGUUGCGCCCUAUGACACUACAAGCUUGUUUUUCGAUUUCUCAGCUGCACCGUCCGAGGUUUCUGAAGUUUCCUAUCAAGCCUCAGAGUUCGGGUUUUCUGGGACGCAGCUGCUUCAGACUCGAUACUCUUAUCCUGAUAACCCUGUGUCGGAUUUCAACUUGUGGGAUUGCAAUCAGCAGCAGCCUAUUCCUAUGGAUGGAGCGAUGUUGUGA